Molecule: messenger RNA, 4106 nt
Organism: Triplophysa dalaica
Lineage: Eukaryota; Metazoa; Chordata; Actinopteri; Cypriniformes; Nemacheilidae
Gene: emsy
Product: EMSY transcriptional repressor, BRCA2 interacting
Exons: 20
Coding region: 273-3800 (1175 amino acids)
Biological process (GO): regulation of DNA-templated transcription
Cellular component (GO): nucleoplasm
Source: RefSeq, a predicted model, not a curated record
CAUGUGUAAUAUUUACAGUAGAAUUAUUUAGAAAUGAUUUGUUGACAAAGAAGCUGUUUGUUGCUUUGUUUUGGCUGUAUUCUGCAUCUAUUUUUCCGGCGUUUCCGCGGACAGCUGUGAGCUCGAUUCGAGUGUUUUGUUGUGUGGAAUAAACAUGGCCGAUCUGACGGACUGUGCAGAAAUGAAGGAUAUAUUGGAGAUCAUUGGCUCUUAGAGAGAGAGAGAGAGAGAGAGAGAGAGUUUGCAGCAUCAGUGUUGCUCUGUGAUUGUUGAUGAUUCAGCAGGAGAAGCCGUUUGCGGGCAGCAUGCCGGUGGUGUGGCCCGCGCUGCUCGACCUCAGCAGGGACGAAUGCAAGCGAAUCCUGCGCAAACUGGAGCUGGAGGCGUACGCUGGUGUGAUCAGCGCUCUGAGGGCUCAGGGAGAGCUCACUAAAGACAAGAAGGAGCUGCUCGGAGAACUCACCAGAGUCCUCAGUAUCUCAACAGAACGUCAUCGAGCUGAGGUCCGCAGAGCCGUGAAUGAUGAGCGUCUGACCACCAUCGCCUAUCACAUGUCCGGGCCCAACAGCUCAUCCGAAUGGUCUAUCGAGGGCCGUCGGCUCGUUCCUCUGAUGCCCAGACUGGUUCCUCAGACGGCCUUCACUGUAACGGCCAACGCCGUGGCCAGCGCCACCGCACAUCAGAACUCUUCACUGCUCCCGCCGACGGAAACCGGCAACAAAGAAGUGGUGGUGUGUUAUUCCUACACCAGUACAACAUCCACCCCCAGCAGCACCAGCGUGCCAGCAGUCGUGAAAUCCCCCCGACCCGCCAGCCCCGCCUCCAACGUUGUGGUGCUGCCCAGCGGAAGUACCGUCUACGUGAAGAGUGUGAGCUGCUCCGAUGAGGAUGAGAAACCUCGUAAGAGGCGGAGAACCAACUCGUCAAGCUCCUCCCCUGUGCUGUUGAAGGAGGUGCCAAAAGUGGCCACGCCCAUUUCGAAAACCAUCGCCGUUCCUGUGAGCGGCAGCCCGAAGAUGAGCAGCCUGAUGCAGAGCAUCGCCAACUCACUCCCGCCUCACAUGUCACCGGUGAAGAUCACCUUCACCAAACCCUGCACCCAGACCACCAACAGCACCACGCAGAAGGUCAUCAUCGUGACGACCUCUCCGAGCUCCAACUUCGUGCCAAACAUUCUGUCAAAGUCACACAACUACGCAGCCAUGUCAAAGCUGGUGUCCAGCGGCGCGUUCUCAGCGGCCAAUCAGAAACAGACCAUGGUGAUUUCAGCCAGCGCAGCCCCGGGACCUAGUCCUGUUGCCGUGACGACAGUGGUUUCCUCCACCCCUUCAGUGGUGAUGUCCACGAUCGCGCAGGGUGGGUCGUCCACCGGAGUGAAAGUGUCCUCCACCCGUCUACCUUCUCCCAAAGCUUUGGUCGGUCCUCCGUCUCAGAUUCUUCACAUCCCCAAACAGCAGCAGACAUCAGCUCAAUGUGUGUCUCCUAAAGGCCUGCAGGGGUCCCAACAGAGCAGCGGUAUGCCCCCCGGAGCCAAACCUACCAUACAGAUCAAACAGGAGUCAGGUGUGAAGAUCAUCACUCAGCAGAUGCAGCCCAGUAAGAUCUUACCCAAACCCUCGGGUUCAGUGCUGCCCAGCAGUAGCUCCGCCCCCAUCAUGGUGGUCAGCAGCAACGGAGCCAUUAUGACCACCAAACCACUUUCCAAUCCCACCGGGAGUCCGGCGACGUACACGCGCCCGUCUGUCAAUCCUGCGCUCGCCGCCCGUGUGGCCACGUCACCGGCGGGGGCCACUUACGUCAAGACCACCAGUGGCAGCAUCAUAACCGUCGUGCCCAAAUCUCUCGCCACGCUGGGCGGCAAAAUCAUCACCACCAACAUGGUGACAGGAACCACAACAAAGAUCACCACCAUCCCCAUGACCUCCAAACCCAACGUGAUCGUGGUGCAGAAGACCACUGGAAAAGGAACCACUCUACAGGGACUUCCGGGAAAGAACGUGGUUACGACGCUGUUAAAUGCAGGGGGAGAGAAAGGCCUGCAGGGGGUGCCCGGGGCCAAGCCGGCCAUUAUCACAGCUUCUCGACCCAUCACUAAAAUGAUUGUGACGCAGCCCAAGAGCCUCUGCGCCGGCGUUCAGUCCUCCACCACCACCAAGAUCAUCCCCACCAAGAUUGUGUACGGACAGCAGGGAAAAACACAGGUUCUGAUCAAGCCGAAGCCCAUGGCCUUUCAGACAGCCGUGGUGAGCGAACAGACCCGACAGCUGGUGAGCGAGACGCUUCAGCAGGUCUCACGCUGUGCAGAAUCCAGCGCCGUCGCAGGUCCCAGCCAGGAGGGGGCGAUGAAGGAGGAUGCAGAGGGCAGUGCAGCGUCCGACAUCACUCACGACUCUCAACCUGUGGUUCACUUCAUCACCUCCAGAGGUCAGGAUUGGACAGAACAGGAGGUUUCAGUGGAGGCCAGUCCCACCAUCAUUUAUCAGGACGUGACGGGAGAGUCUCAGUCAGCUACAUCCACCAUCAAAGCCCUGCUGGAGCUACAGCAGACCAGCGUGAGGGAGAAAGGUGAAGCCAAACCGCGCCAGCACACGAUUGAUCUGAGUCAGAUGGCAGUGCCCAUCCCUGUGCCCCCCGACAGGAGGCCGUCCCCCGAACCGUCCACUCAGAGCGCAGCAGAGCCUGGCACACUGACUGAAUACAUGGGUAAAGUGAGCAAAGCUCUGAUUGGUGGAGAUGUUUCUGCAUCCAGUGUUCAGACUGUCUCCUGCUCUCCAUCACCAGUGCCGCCCGCUGCCAAGAGCACCAACCCCCCGCCCACAUCCGCUCUCGUCUCACAGCAGGUGGAGGUGUCUGAGAGUGGAGACUCAGAGGAGCAGAUGGUGGUCGAGGAGGGCCAGUUAGAGGGGGACACUUUAGAUCCUCAGACGGGUUUGUUUUACCGCUCGGCUCAACCCGUCACUCAGCAUCGCACGGCACCGCCCACCCUCAGCAAACCUGCUGCUGACACCCUCGCUUCAGCUAAGAGGGUGGAGCCCGUUGCGGGCAGAGCAUCUGUGCCGCGAGAGAGUCCCGCCCCCUCUUCCUCUCUGACAUCAUCUGCUGGCUCUCAGCCGGCCGCAUCCUCAAACGCUCCUCAAACUCCACAGCUGCCCAGACUCCAGCAGGCCCCCACCUCACACAACCGACCCAACACACACACACAGCUGUCACAGCCUCCGCCCCUGCAGGCGCAUCACCCUGUCCCAAAGACCCCCAUCAGCGCUCAGGUGCCCAUCAUAACGCAGGGCGCCACCCUCACGAAGAUCACGUUUGGGGGUCAUCAGUGUCCGCCCGUGUCCAGCAGUGCCGAGGCGUCUGUUAAACUCCAGCCGGAGUCCAGCAGCGGUGCGGCAAACUCCGAGAAACCCUCGGUGUCUGACAUCCUGAAGAUCUCCAUGAUGAAAGCCGAGAUCGACCCGAGCGCUGAGCCCAUGGUGGUGGACUCGUCCAGUGACUGCGGCCCGCUGACCAAAGCCCCGCCCACAUCAUCACUCAUCAGCAGCUCCAAACCCGCACACGGACCCUUCAGCCACAUCAAGAGUAAAGACGUGGACAUCAUACAGGUCAUCCCUCAGUUCUCCAUCAUGCCAGACUCCAGUCAGUCUAAUGUGGUCGUGGAGCCCAGUGGCUUUCUGGAGAUCACCGAUUAUACCAGCCAGCGUCUGGACGAGGAGUCGGUCAUGGAACAGGAAGUGGACAGCAGCAACGACGAGGGGGCGGAGCCCAGCCCGGUCGAGGCGUGCACUGACCAAUCACAGUGAACAUGACAUUUGAGGUGUGCUCUCGUGCACAUGAAUUGAAGGGACACCUCCUGGACCGUUCAGAUGUUGUGAUGGUUUCUAUUUGUGUUGGAGAAUCACUGAGCGUCUGUGUGUAGUGCUACUCCAACGUUUGUGUUUAACAGUCAACAGAUUCCUCAACCGCUUAGACUUGAUUCAGAGACGGAUGAUCCGCUUCUUCCUGUGGGUCCUGCUCACGCUCUUCUCUCUGAAAACUCUGCUCCGCCUCAUUUGUGUCUCUUGAUGUGACGUUUAACAUUUUAACUGUAUAAACUUUACUACACGACA